Molecule: messenger RNA, 1404 nt
Organism: Corticium candelabrum
Lineage: Eukaryota; Metazoa; Porifera; Homoscleromorpha; Homosclerophorida; Plakinidae
Product: nonsense-mediated mRNA decay factor SMG8-like
Exons: 13
Coding region: 46-1281 (411 amino acids)
Biological process (GO): nuclear-transcribed mRNA catabolic process, nonsense-mediated decay
Source: RefSeq, a predicted model, not a curated record
CAACUUAUAUCAACGUCACUCUUUCCAAUGCGUAGGCGUAACUAAAUGUGCGAUCGGUUUGUUUUACCAGUGGACACAGACCGAGAUCUCAGUCCGUCAGCCGAAGAUACAGUCUGUGUAGUGGGCGUGGUUAGUAAGAACAAUGUAGCAAGUAGUCGUCUUGUCGACCAAGCGACAGAAAGACCACGUUUGUUGGACGCUGAUGCUAGUGGAAAAGGCUGUAGACUAAAGUGUUCAUACGAUGCUGAACGUUGUGUGCUGUACGUUGAGCUGAUACGUCAUGAUGAUUGGCAUGUCUGUGCAGACAGAGAGGCAACAACAUGGGAGAAGAAAGUGCAGGAAGAAAGAGAAUACUUGCAAGCUCUACUCUUGCUGUUCAGCAUCUGCCAUAUUGUUGUUUUGUUUAUGCCGCAGCAUCAUAUUGAUCUCAGUUAUGUCAAGAUGUUUAAGCUUGUUGGUGACUUCAGGCAGAAGAUUGAAGAAGACAUCUUGGAUUUCUUGGAACAGAAAUUAGACCCCGAUGUGUGGCAGACAUGGCAAGAUAAUGGUUGCUGCACGAUACCAUUACUCUUACUUGUAUUUGCUGAGACAUUGCCCAUUUCUCUUUCAAGUACGACUACGAGUAGCAAAAGUUUUGCAGAGAGUAGCAAUACAUUUGAAGAAAUGCGAGGUACUCGACGAGAACAGCCGUCUGUCAAGCGUCUUAUAUCGGCUCUUGAAGACCAAGCCAACACAAUUUUCAACAAAUGUGGCAUCACAUCAGGACCUUCAGCUUUGUUGAAAUUGAAUCGACGUGGUUGUGUUCAUGUUCUUCCUAAUGAAAGCUUUGAAAAUGCCUUGAGUACUGUUCAUCUUGUUCUUAAUAUACUUACCCCAUCUCAAGGUCAGUUGCAUUGUACUGAAGACUACAAAUCUUUUAUUGAUUACCAUACAGACAGUGUUUUCAGCUCUCAAGAGUCGCAGCUUCCAAAUUAUCAAUCAUGGGUGUCUGUCAGCUCUCUACUGUAUAGAGAGUUGUUGAAUUCAUCUGGUCUGGCCAGAAAUAUUCCGACAUCUUUCACCGCAGUAGAAGAAUUCUCUGAAUCUCUCUGUGCGAAAGCCUACAAUUUGGCAAUCAAAACUUACAAAGAGAGUCUGUCUGCAAGAUUUACAGAGCGAGACAUUCAACUACAACUGGCUCACUGUAGGCGUGUUUAUCAACUCAAUGCUCGAGGCCCAGCAUUUGGAAAAUAUCUCGAGAAGCUGGAGAAAGAAAGCAGUGAAAUGGAACCACUUCACUGACAUAUAAUGAAUGACACUGAUGGCUAGAGAGCAGCUAAUAAAUUGUUUCUGUAUGUUUCUGUAUGUUUGACAGUUUCUUAACUUAGUGAAAUAGAAUUUGAUUAAACUGUGUCCUAAGCUUUG